Molecule: messenger RNA, 1479 nt
Organism: Purpureocillium lilacinum
Lineage: Eukaryota; Fungi; Ascomycota; Sordariomycetes; Hypocreales; Ophiocordycipitaceae
Molecular function (GO): flavin adenine dinucleotide binding; N,N-dimethylaniline monooxygenase activity; NADP binding
Source: RefSeq, a predicted model, not a curated record
AUGGGCAAAAAGUCGGGCAGCAAUUCGCCAAAUCAGCUUGACUUUGAGGUGAUCAUCGUCGGCGCGGGAAUAUCUGGCAUCAAUGCAGCCUAUCGCGUGAAGCAGCAGGCGCCCCCGGGCACCAGGUUCGCUGUCUUUGAGGGGCGAGACAGCAUUGGCGGCACCUGGGAUUUAUUCCGUUACCCUGGAAUUAGGUCCGAUUCCGACAUCUUCACCUUCGGCUUCUCCUGGAACCCAUGGCCGAACCAAACAACUCUAGGCAUGGGCCAUGAGAUAAAGCAAUACAUGAUCCAGUCCGCCAAAGUAGCCGGAGUCGAUGAGCAAAUCAGAUACCAGCACAAAGUCAUAUCGGCCAACUGGAUUCCGGGACAGAACUACUGGGAGGUCUCGGUCAGCGUGAAAACCAGCGAGAAGCUCAGGGUCUUCCGCACGCGUUUCCUGCUCCUCGGCACUGGGUACUACGACUACGAACAGCCGUUGGAAACAGUCAUCCCGGGAAUCAAGGAUUUCAAGGGGAAGGUCAUUCAUCCGCAGUUUUGGCCAGAAGACUACAACUACACCAACAAGGAGAUGGUUGUUAUCGGCAGCGGAGCUACUGCCGUAACUAUUGUACCAUCCGUGGCGGACAAGGUCAAGCAUGUCACCAUGUUGCAGAGGAGUCCGACUUAUAUAUUUCCGUUGCCUCAACACCCGAAACUCACCUCCUUCGUGUUCGCAUUGAUGCCGUCUCGCAUGGCUCAGCUGGCGAAUAGACUGUUAUGGAUCAUACAGGGCUAUCUCAUGAUCGCUGCCUGCAGGACAUUUCCGGGCUUGGCCAAGAGACUCAUUCGGGCAGUGAACAAGAAGCUGCUCCCGCCCGACAUCCCCUGCGACCCUCAUUUUACUCCACGAUACAACCCUUGGGAGCAGCGACUUUGCGCGUCUAUGGACGGAGAUUUCUUCGCAGCGCUGCGCUCCGGCAAAGCCAGCGUGGUUACGGAUACGAUCGCUACCGUCACGGAAGAUAGCAUCAAGCUGAAUUCUGGUGAAGUCAUCCGACCAGAUGUAAUCGUCACAGCUACGGGUCUCAAGCUCAAGUUUGCCGGCGGCGUUCGGUUUUCGGUGGACGGCAAGCAUCUGGACCCCACCCAAGGAUUCAUCUGGAAGUCCUCCAUGAUUCAGGACCUUCCCAAUGUUGUGUUCUGUGUCGGAUACGAAAACGCCUCCUGGACGCUUGGUGCCGACUGCGCGGCGCAUCUUCUAACGCGCCUGAUGUGGGAGCUGCGCGAUAACAAUGCUACGGUCGCGGUGCCACACCUCGAGAACCCAGAGAAGAUGGAAGUCAAGCCGUUGCUUAGCCUGUCAGCGACAUACCUGAAAAACAUCAACAGGGCCCUUCCGAAGGCCGGUACAGGACCAUGGAGGCCCAGAACUCACUACACGGCAGACUUGUAUGCGGCAAAAUGGGGUGACAUCAGGUCUGGACUUCUCAUAAAGUAG